AUUGGCCAACAACACACACAAACACAAGUGUAAGUGUUGGAUUAGAGAAGAAGAAAAUGGGCAAAUUGUUUAUGGCUUUGCUUUUGGCACUUAUGGCCACUCACGCCGUAGCUAGACCUGCGCCAACCCACGCCACUUUCAAUGACCAAAAGAAUCUCCUUGGUGGGGUUGGUGGCGUCUCCGGCCUCCCCUUCGGUGGAUUGGGUGGUGGUCUUGGUUUUCCUGGUGGAAUUGGUGGUCUCGGUGGCCCUGGUGGUAUUGGUGGUCUUGGCUUUCCUGGUGGCAUUGGUGGUCUUGGCGGGCUCGGUGGCCCUGGUGGGAUUGGUGGUCUCGGUGGCCCUGGUGGAGUUGGGGGACUGGGAGGCACUGGUGGUGGCUUGGGUGGAGGUGGAAGCGGAGGUACCGGUGGUGUUGGUGUUGGUGGCGGUUCUGGUGGCCCUUAUCCUUGAAAACUUAUGUAGUUGUGUUUGAUUUCUACUAAAGAGUUGUUGCCAUUUGUAGUUUGUUUAAUCAAAAUUGUGUGGAGAGAUGUAGUUUAGUGAGCUUGUAAUAACAUUUGGUGUCAUAUUUGGUUUUUUUAUUAUGAUUUGGUUGUGAUAAUCCUCUUUAUAUGUAAUGAAAAAUGAUAUGGGUUGCAUUGAUAU
Molecule: messenger RNA, 644 nt
Organism: Cucurbita moschata (crookneck pumpkin)
Lineage: Eukaryota; Viridiplantae; Streptophyta; Magnoliopsida; Cucurbitales; Cucurbitaceae
Product: glycine-rich protein 23-like
Exons: 2
Coding region: 57-449 (130 amino acids)
Source: RefSeq, a predicted model, not a curated record